This is a messenger RNA of Saprolegnia diclina VS20, 1560 nucleotides long. RefSeq names its product serine/threonine protein kinase. The coding region runs from base 1 to 1560 and encodes 519 amino acids. The record is from RefSeq and is a predicted model, not a curated record. NCBI's taxonomy places the organism in Eukaryota, Oomycota, Saprolegniomycetes, Saprolegniales, Saprolegniaceae. Gene Ontology annotation, biological process: protein phosphorylation. The transcript is spliced from 8 exons. Gene Ontology annotation, molecular function: ATP binding; protein kinase activity; protein binding.
AUGGACCCCGCGUCUGCGGCCAUUCGCGCAGUCAAAGCGCUCGACUGCCAUGCCCUACUAGAGCUGCUCGAGAAGCACCCGGCGUUGGUGCGAGAGAAAGAAGGCCACACGCUCCUCGAGGUCGCGCUGCUCGCUGCGAUCGACCGCCUUCCCGUGUCCGAAGAGGCUGUCUACGUCAUUACGUCGCUUCUGCAGCGCCAGCCAGACGUCAAUGUCUCCUCCGACGGCCGCACACCGCUGCACUUGGCCUGCUGUAUCCAGCACGAGGGCAUUGUGAACAUGCUUCUGUACGCCGGUGCAGAUGCUAACGCCACCUACCAAGGUGACACUCCGCUCCACGUCGCGGUCAAACUCGGGUCGAUCGAGAUCAUGCAACUGCUCGUCGAGACGAACGCGGUCAACGUGAACGCAACCGACAAGCAUGGCCUGACGCCACUCCACUACGCCGUCAAGAUGGGCAAGCAGGAACUCAUCGCCAACCUUCUCACCAGCGGUGCCCAUCCAGCCGAUGCGGAUGCGGUCAGGGCGUUGGCGCCAAGCGUGAACGCGAAGAUGGGUGAACUCGUAACCGAGUCAGCUACUCCUGGCGUCAACCCCACAAACAUCUGCGGCGGUCUUUCGGCUAUUGACUUUGCCGCAAGCAGUGGGACCAUAGUGAGUGUGGAGGAUACCACCGUCAGUCAGUCGCGCGAAAUCACAGCAAAGUUGGCGAUUGCUGCCGGCUACAAACGCUCCUACUCGCGCAGUGUCAAUCCCAACCAUGGCGCAGGUCGCUUUGGUAAUGUGAAGCUUGAUGUUGUCAAUGGUGAAAUUGUGGAAAAGCCACCGCUGCGCACUUUGAACAAUGAGCUUUGCGCCUUCUUGACCGCCAAGUCUGAGUACAUCGUGGAGAUGCGCAAAGUUGAAUUUUUGCCGACUGGGCAAUGUCAGCUCUUUCUCGAGUACAUGAACGACGGGACUCUCCGCGACCACAUGAAGAAUUCCAACAAACUCGACAAAGUCAAGAUUGCUCUCGCCAUUGCGCGAGGGCUCAGCGCACUGCACAAGCCAAAGAACCAACAACCCAAUGGUAUUGCCCAAUGGUCGCUGGUCCACGCCAAUCUCAAGCCCGAGAAUGUGCUCUUCAACGAGCAAGGUGAAAUCAAGCUCGCAGGACUCGACCUUUGUUGUGUCGAAUCCACGGUCGUGUCGCGUGACCGCCACUCGGUGGAUCCUUACGUCGCCCCCGAAGUCAAGACCACGACCAAGAUUUCCACGGCCGCCGACAUAUACGCCUUGGGGGUCGUCCUUUCCGAGAUGGACAUGAGCGAACCUGCUCGGAAAGGCAACGGAACCCACGUGCCCGAGUUGCGCUCCGACUGUGCCGAGUGGUACCGCGAACUCGUCCAGUGGUGCGUCGCCAAAGAGCCUCACAACCGCCCCAAAAUCUCCGACGUCAUCCACAUUCUGGAAAACCCAUCGAUAGAAUCGUUGAGAGAUGUCGGCGCCGAGCACCUUGCCCGAGUCAAAGCACAUGCUGCGUUGCAGAAAAUGUCGGAGUUGCCGUUGAAGUACCAGUAA